AUGAAAGCUGGGUUGAGACUGUUGCUGCUGGUUUCAGCAGCAGCUGUUUGUGUUUCAAAUGCUCAAACCGACAACAGCAGCGACAAUGACAAGCAGCAGCAGCGCAGCAUCUGGGAUGAACCCAUCAGAUUCAGUACCAAGACCAAAGACUCCUGCAGCAUGGUGGUGUCUGCACCAGGGAACUACACCCGCCUUCGUGUCUCCUGCAAGGGCCAAACCCCAGGACGCUCUUACUACUGCGACUUCCAGGGCAAACCCACCCUGUGCCGGGCCUACAACCAGAACCCUCGCCACUACUUCACGCAGAUGAUGUGGGAGUUGAGGAAACUGAGCCACGCCUGCCAGGGAACUAAAAUCUACCGCCCGCACAUGUGCAAGAAAUACCCAGAUGAGACUCAGAUGACCUUGCUGGCCUCCUGGCCCAAAACAGCCAACUUGAAGCCAUCCAAGCCCGCUCAGGAACCACGUAAACCAGCACUGCCAGCUCAGACCAAGCCUGUUACUUCUCCUAAACCUGUGAAGCCCAAUAAGCAGCCAGGCAAGGGACGUCAGAGCAGGAAGACUACUCCUAAGCCCGAGAAAACCAGUGAUCACCCGACGGAGCUGCCUGAGUCCACAGCUUCCCGUCUCGCGUCCGAUUACUGCUGGAAGAGCUUCCAAGGCAUCUGCACCUACGUCAUCAACUGGUUCCAAAACUGA
Pelmatolapia mariae (spotted tilapia) is the source of this 699-nucleotide messenger RNA. It is a transcript of the gene fgfbp2b, whose product is annotated as fibroblast growth factor binding protein 2b. The transcript has a single exon. Gene Ontology annotation, molecular function: growth factor binding. Gene Ontology annotation, biological process: cell-cell signaling. Lineage: Eukaryota; Metazoa; Chordata; Actinopteri; Cichliformes; Cichlidae. The record is from RefSeq and is a predicted model, not a curated record. The coding region runs from base 1 to 699 and encodes 232 amino acids.